AUGCAAUUUCCAACUGUUUUCGCCAUUUCCGCCAUCUUCGUUGCAGUCCAAGCUGCUGACAGCUCCAGCGGUGGUGGUGUCAUCUCCUCGCUUACUUCAAGGGCCUCCUCAGCUGUUGCUGGCGGUAGCUCUUCAGCUUCAUCCCAAGCCUCCUCAGGUGGCUCAUCUGCUUCAUCGCGCGCUUCAUCUGCUUCAUCUGCUGGUGCCGCUGGUUCAUCCUCGGCUGCUGGUUCAAGCUCAAAGGCUUCAUCUGCUGCUUCCUCCGGCUCUUCAUCCAAGGGUGAAGGUCAAGCUGUUGGUGUUGCUGCUGGUGCCGGUUCAUUGGCUGCUAUUGCUGGUUUACUCUUGUUGUAA
Molecule: messenger RNA, 354 nt
Organism: Lodderomyces beijingensis
Lineage: Eukaryota; Fungi; Ascomycota; Pichiomycetes; Serinales; Debaryomycetaceae
Source: the annotation of a GenBank genome assembly